GUAGGGAGCGAAUCAAAAAUUAAGAUCUACAUCGCGCCCGACGAAGAAACCUUCGGCGGUUGUUUCUUUCCUCCGACAGAACCUCACUCGAUCCUUCCAUCUUACGACAAAACCAAUCUCACACACAUCACUCCUCUCUCUCUAUCUCUCUCUCUCUCUCUCUCUCUCUCUCUCUCUAAUUGUUAAUUUGGGGGACGAAGCUGCGAUCCUUCACAGUUCAGUGAAGGGAUAAGGAAUUGAGAGAGAGAGAGAAAGAGAGAGAAGCAGUGGAUCAUCGCGUAAUGGCAUUCUGGGAAUUCGACUUCACCACUGCAUCGAUAGCUUUCUGCCUCGUUUUCGCCUCAGCCGCGGCCCAAUCCACCGCCAGGGACAUCCGCCCCUCCGAUCAUGGCCUCGGGUACCAGCAGGGCUCCCAGCCGGCCUCAGGGGAAGCUCCGCCUCCCGCGAUGAUGUCGUUCUUCGGAGCUUCUUCUUCUUCUCCGCCAUCCCCGGGCUGGGGCCUCCCUAACGCCUCCAGCUCGACCGAUUCCUCGUGGAUGAGCCCGGCCGACGGCGGUCGCAGAGCGAGGGUGAGGGAGAUCCUGCUGGUGACGAGCUUGGUCUGCGGAGUCACCGGCGUCGGGCUGCUGGUCGGUUCGGGUAUGUUCUUCCUGUUCAAGUUCCGGAAGGAAAGGAGGUCAACUCCGAAGUCAACGUCCCGUCCGCAGUCUCGGCCACCUCCCCCGGCGGCUGCUGUGGAUAAUUAGUUUCUAUUAAAUAAUAACUACUGAAUUUUCCGGUUAACGUUCUUUUUUUUUAAUGUACUUUUUUAAUUUUUUUUCUUUUGGGAAUUUCUUUACAUGUGAUGGGAAUUCAGUAAAGCAUUAGUUUAAUUAAAAGAGAGAUAGAUUAGAUAUGUUUGUAUAGGCGCAGAUGAUUCCACACUGUGUACCAAAGUUCAGAGAUUUUUUUUCUUUUUCAAUAAAAAAUUCGUAGAUUCUUUUUUUUUUCCUUGUAAUUGGGAAUAAUUGCUUAUUGUUAUUGUUCUGUC
Messenger RNA from Punica granatum (pomegranate), 1030 nucleotides. The record is from RefSeq and is a predicted model, not a curated record. NCBI's taxonomy places the organism in Eukaryota, Viridiplantae, Streptophyta, Magnoliopsida, Myrtales, Lythraceae.